AUGUUCCUGAUGGUGACGCCGUCCAUCGUCUCGGGGUUGGGUGUAUUACCAUGUCUGCGCCCGCGAAAGGAUGCAGAAGACGAAGCUCAUGACGAUAAACCGAGUGACGCUUCACCACAAGAGAACAAUACACCUGCAGAGACCGAACGUCCUCAUGACGGUGAAUCAGUGAACUCUCCCGAUCCUGAAUCUCAGCCUGAACCCGAGCUUGAGCCAGAACAACCUAAACGACGCAACCGUCGCACACGUCGACCCCAGCGCGAUCCCGAAGAGCAAUCCGAAACACUGUCCGAAAGUCCUGCACAAUUUGGCACCUCGAACAACCGCGAACGGCGACGUCGUCCCCGCCGACGUGACGAGCAGCGCAUAGUGCCCUUCGGAGCAGACGGCGUAGGGAGGGAAGUCGGGCGGAGAGAGGAUACCAGCGGUCCUCUGGGUAAUAUCAGCAAUGCCAAUGGCAUGAUGAUGGGGCAAGAUCAACAAAAUCAAGCUCAGCCAGAGAAGCAGAAGAAAGGGUCAAAGGAUAAUACGUUAUCGUUACGGCUAGACUUGAACUUGGAGAUCGAGGUGCAAUUGAAGGCGAGGAUCCAUGGUGACUUGACGCUGUCUUUACUGAAUUAG
Messenger RNA from Aspergillus lentulus, 621 nucleotides. Lineage: Eukaryota; Fungi; Ascomycota; Eurotiomycetes; Eurotiales; Aspergillaceae. The record is from RefSeq and is a predicted model, not a curated record.